UACAAGCAAUAAGUCUUAGUAGAUAAGUUAUUCAUUUUAGAAGCGUAAAGCGUAAUUUGAAGAGACAGAAAUAAUGGAAAGAGUAAUUCUAUUGGUUUUUGAAAGUAGCUUGUGAUUUGUUUUAACUUUAGUGUCAUUUCUUAUUCUGGAAGAUCGAAAAUAACAUUAAAGCAAUUAUGGGAGUAGAAAAGAGAAAAAAAAUUAAAGAGUUUAGAAGAGAGAAUGCAAAUUUCAUGAAGCCAAAUAUGAUUUAGAGGUUAAUAAUAUUUGAUAAUUAGAAAUUGCUCUAUCUUUGAGAAAAUAACAAUAGCUAAUUGGGAAAAUUAUCAUUAUAUGAGAAAAUUAGAGCAAUUAUCAAUUAAUGUAAACAUUUAAAUGGAAAUUGCCUGAAGGAAGAUGAAUUCGAUAAAAUUAAG
This is a messenger RNA of Paramecium sonneborni, 416 nucleotides long. NCBI's taxonomy places the organism in Eukaryota, Ciliophora, Oligohymenophorea, Peniculida, Parameciidae. The record is from the annotation of a GenBank genome assembly.